AUGGCUAGCAUCAUUGCACGUGUGGGUAAUAGUCGGCAGCAAAACACACCCUUGCCACCUUGGGCCCAUUCAAUUUUGAGGUCCUUGGGGAGGAGUCUUGGUCCUUUAAGGGUCCACAUGGCAGAAAGAAAUGUGAAGCUGUUCUCCGGGAGAGUGGUGCCAGCCCAAGGGGAAGAAACCUUUGAAAACUGGCUGAUCCAAGUCAAUGGGGUCCUGCCCGAUUGGAACAUGUCUGAGGAGGAAAAGCUCAAGCGCUUGAUGAAAACCCUUAGGGGCCCAGCCUGGGAGGUCAUGCGUUCGCUCCAGGCCGCCAACCCCAAUCUAAGUGUGGCUGAUUUCCUACGGGCGAUGAAACUGGUGUUUGGGGAGUCUGAAAGCAGUGUCACCGCCCAUGGUAAAUUUUUUAACACUUUGCAGGCACAAGGGGAGAAAGCCUCCCUUUAUGUGAUCCGUUUAGAAGUGCAGCUCCAGAAUGCUAUUCAGGCAGGGAUCAUAGCUCAGAAAGAUGCAAACCAGACUUGCCUGCACCAGCUCCUUUUAGGAGCUGAGCUAAAUAGGGACCUGCACUUUAGGCUGAAACAUCUUCUCAGGAUGUAUGCAAAUGAUCAGGAGCAUCUUCCUAAUUUCUUGGAGUUAAUCAAGAUGAUAAGGGAAGAAGAGGAUUGGAAUGACACUUUUAUGAAACCGAAACGGCCCAAAAGGUCUGAGCUAAUCUUGGAGAGGGCAGCAAGCCCUGUAGCAUUUCAGGGCCCCCAGCCAAUAGCAACCAGCAGCGCCGACUGCAACGUGAUAGAGGUAGAUGAUACCCUUGAUGACUCAGAUGAGGAUGUGAUCUUGGUGGAGUCUCAGGACCCUCUACUUACAUCCACCGAUGCCCCGCCCCUCAGAGGCAGGGCCAGCCCUCUUGAUCCAAUACUGGUCACUGAUUCCUCCAACAGUUCCCGGGCUCAAUCUCCUCCCACCAGUGGGGGUUCUGGGUAUAAGAAUAAUGGUCCUGGGGAUAUGCGUAGAGCCAGAAAGUGAAAAUACACAAUCUUCUGUUCAUAUUGUGAGGAGGGCCACUCAAAGGAAACCUGUAAGAGUGAGAGCAACAAGGCCCAGGUGAUAGAGAAUCUGAUCAUCACCCUGCAGAAGCUGACACAUACAGAGGAGAAGUCAAAAGAGGUUCCUGGUGAACACAAUGACCUCUCUGCGCCUCUAGUAAAGUGCUAG
Messenger RNA from Odobenus rosmarus divergens (Pacific walrus), 1212 nucleotides. RefSeq names its product zinc finger, CCHC domain containing 18. The record is from RefSeq and is a predicted model, not a curated record. The transcript has a single exon. Gene Ontology annotation, cellular component: nucleus. Lineage: Eukaryota; Metazoa; Chordata; Mammalia; Carnivora; Odobenidae.